Messenger RNA from Penicillium chermesinum, 1419 nucleotides. RefSeq names its product phosphatidyl synthase. Gene Ontology annotation, cellular component: mitochondrion. NCBI's taxonomy places the organism in Eukaryota, Fungi, Ascomycota, Eurotiomycetes, Eurotiales, Aspergillaceae. Bases 1 to 1419 code for a protein of 472 amino acids. The transcript is spliced from 2 exons. The record is from RefSeq and is a predicted model, not a curated record. Gene Ontology annotation, biological process: glycerophospholipid biosynthetic process.
AUGCCUCGUUAUGACGAUGCGGACUUUGGCGUGCCGCCAGCCAAUCCUCCCGGUCGCCCUGCACUGGUGUCGCGCCGGAGUGCCGCAGCUGGUCUGCCCAUUCCGAGCGGCGGCGGUGCCAACACAGUGGAGAUCCCCACCACCCGUAGCGCGAUCAGCGAUGCCGCUGCGCUUAUGCAUAAUUUGAGCUUGUCGCCAUCUAUGAAGGAGCGUCGUGGCUCGCGCAACUCGUUUGGCACUUCGCUGCCAAUUCCGCGUUCGCCGCGGCGCUCCCGCUCCCGCAUGCCCGGAGGCCCUGCGAUCUCUCAGGAUAUUCUGGUCUCGCAGGUCCAGGAUAUGUCAAAGGAGAAGGUGGAGAAGGCGAAGAACAUGGCUUUUGCAUUCGAUAUUGACGGUGUGCUGGCACACGGCACCGAACCCAUUGAGGAGGCCAAGGAAGCCCUGAAGAUGCUGAACGGUGACAACGAGCUUGGGAUCAAGAUCCCUCACAUUUUUAUCACCAACGGUGGUGGCAAAACCGAGCAGGCGCGUUGUGAGCAGCUGUCUAAGAUGCUCGAGGCUCCCAUCUCGACCGAGCAAUUCAUCCAAUCACAUACCCCCAUGCAGGCCUUGUCCGAGUACUACGAGACCGUCCUGGUAUGUGGUGGGGAGGGCUUCAAGGUGCGCGAGGUCGCCGAAAACUACGGGUUCCGAAACGUGGUCCAUCCGAAGGAUAUUCUGGCGUGGGACCCCACCAUUUCGCCGUGGCGAUCAUUCACCGAGGAGGACCGCAAGCAGGCCAAGCCGCGCGAUUUCUCCCAGAUGCAAUUCGACGCCAUCCUCGUGUUCGCCGACUCAUACGACUAUGCCACUGAUUUCCAAAUCAUUAUCGAUCUGUUGAUGUCGGAAGACGGCAAGCUCCUGACCCGUGCGAAGGACCCGGUCGCGACUCGUAUUCCUAUCUAUUUCUCCCAGGGUGACCUGGUCUUCCCUACCAACCACAAGGGCCCGCCACGUCUCACUCAGGGUUCCUUCCGUAUCGCUAUCGAAGCCCAGUACAAGGCAUUGACCGGUGUCGACCUCGAGCGUGUCGUGUACGGUAAGCCCGAGCGCGCUACCUACACCUACGCCGACGAGGUCCUCAAGGCUUGGAUGGAGGAACUCCACUCCGAGAACAGACUCCCGAAGAACGUCUACAUGUCCGAUAUCAUCGGUGGUAACAUCUACGGCUGGAACACCUGUCUGGUCCGCACGGGUGUGUUCCAGGGCAAAGAGGGAGAGAAUGAUGCCCACAACCCGGCCAACUUCGGCGUGUUCGAUAACGUGCUUGAUGCUGUCAAGGCUGCGAUGCGCAAGGAGCUUGGAGACGACUUUCAGUUCAAGUGGAACCCGAAGGUGAACCCCGUGCUUCAUGGCGAUGGUGCCUCUGCCAUUGAGUAG